This is a messenger RNA of Pocillopora meandrina, 3717 nucleotides long. The record is from the annotation of a GenBank genome assembly. NCBI's taxonomy places the organism in Eukaryota, Metazoa, Cnidaria, Anthozoa, Scleractinia, Pocilloporidae.
CAUCCAGUUGAUAGGUUCUGUUAGUUUGCUUGCGGUUGUUGUUUUUUCUUUAUUUUUAAUGCUUGCAUCACUUGUUAAUAUUUUGAGAUGUUUUCGUUAUUUCUCAUGCUACGUUAGGGAGACUUGGGACCACAAUUGGUGACUUAUCAUCAAACUUGAGGCAUAUAUCACAUUCAUGUCGUGUGACUAGUCUAACGUGGGUGAUUAAGAUCCCUUCAAGACUACAUCACAACCAUCUGUUGAAACUUCAAUUGAGACAGACACAGCAAACCUGCGAGCCUUCCUCAAACCAGGGAAAGAUAUUCUUUAGGUGCUACUCAGGCACGUGAGUACUCAUACUUUAUUUACCGAAACCAAUAACACAUCCUUCUUGAGCGCGGUGUUAUUAAAUUCGAUCGAUCAUAUCAAAAAUGGCGGAUGAACUUGCAGAAAUCCUAAAGGAAAAGGCAAAGCAAGCAAUUGGCGUCCAUUCUUCAGACCUAUAUGAUCUGAGCAAAGGAAUAUGGAAGAACCCACAACUGAAUUUUAAGGAAACGUAUGCUCACGAGCUACUAACGAAGUUUUUGGCGGAGCAUGGUUUCUGUGUUACACCUCAUUACACUUUGGAUACGGCUUUCCGAGCUGAGUGCGGAGAGGAUGGAGGUCUAACAGUUGGUAUUAUCAGCGAAUAUGAUGCUUUACCAGAAAUAGGACACGCUUGUGGACAUAAUCUGAUCGCUGAAUCAGGAGUAGCAGCAGCUUUGGGUAAACUUUACGUCAGUAAUUGUCUGUAUCAAAUUAAUGUAUGCAAGUAGAGGCAAAAUAAUUAGGUCUCGUUUGGUCUGUUAUGAUUUGUCGUCAAACUGUGUAAUUCCACAGAUAGGGCAAAUUUGGCUUUAAAACUUUUCAAAAUUGUUGUUAAAGGCGUAUUUAACGAAACGAUUUUGUGCCAGUGAGGUCAGGUUAAAUAUUAGUACAGUGACGUGGACGAAUUAGCAUGUAACUUCUCCCUAUAAUAUCCAUACACUUUCCAGCUAACAGGUAAUGAAAAUAAUCAAACAUAUCAGGUGGAAUUUUUGGUCUUGAUCUAACACCAAAUUCUCAUGACUAAUUUGUAUAGGUAAUCACAUGAUUUCGAGUGCAAUUUGGAAUAAAUAAGCACGAGCAAAUUUUUUUAAAGACUAACAAAAUUGCACGAGCCCGUAGGGCGAGUGCAAUUUGUGGUCUUUGAAAAAAAUUAACAAGUGCUUGUUUAUUCCAAAUUGCACGAGAAAAAUCAUGUGAUUACGUGUUAAUAAUAUUCAUGGAAAAACACGAGAUGGCUUAUCAUAAUAAACAAGCAAAGCGCGCGCGUCAAGUGCAAAAAUCAUUUAUUCAACCUUGCGUUCGGUCAAAACAACCGCGUACGAUCAAAAUAAUAAUAAAUUAUGCAAUGAUAUCUUCACAUCUUUAAGGUGCAAAAAAGUUCAAAGUCCGGCUAAACAGUUCAAGGAAUUGUUCAGUCUGUGUCCUAAUCACUUUCGAUGAAAUGGAAUCGUCGUUUCCGAGGUUUAACCAUGUUUGUUUUUAAUUUCGGCGUGUGAUCGCUCGAGCAGAGUGUUAAGCUGGGUCGGCUCGUAAUUUUCGAUUUCCUCGGCAAUUCCCUUCUCUAAACACCACUUUUUCCAUACCGACAACCAAAAAGCAGUGCUUUUUACAGUGUUUUCGUUGUUUACGCUGUUUUUCAGCUGCGGUGGCGAAAGAAAGCCUACUUAAAACACCGGCCAUCGUUUCGCUCGCAAAUUUUCAAAUGUUCAAAUUUUCAAAUUUUCAAAUUUUCAAAUUUUCAAAUUUUCAAAUUUUGUUGCGACAUCCAAGGCUCGCAUUUGAUUGGCUAUCUGUGAGUUUCUUUGAUUAUUGACCAAUCAGAAUGUCUGAUUUGUUUCUUUCUUUGCACUGAAUUAACCCUCUUCUGCACUGAAUUAACUCUCUUCUGCACUGAAUUACCUGAAAACUGCAUUUAUCUUAACCAAUCAGAACUAAGUAAUUUUUCCAUGUAUAUUAUUAAAAAAGAAAAUGUGCAGCAGCUAGAUGGGAAAAUUAACAAUCAGAUCUUGGGUAGUUAAGGGGUUUUUACCCUCGUUUCUAUGAGAUUCCAAUACAAGGUUGAGUCGCAGUUUGUGUGAAGUAAUAAUAUCACAUUUCUGUACCGUUCUAAUUUCGCUUUGAAAAAAUUAAAAUGCUCAUUCUCCCAAUAAAUCACCGCAGGUCUGAAAAUUGCAUUGGAUUCAGUAAAUCAGAAACCCAAAGUCAAAAUUGUUCUUCUUGGAACUCCUGCUGAGGAAGGAGGAGGGGGAAAGAUUUUGAUGAUCAACAAUGGCUGCUUCAAAGAUCUUGACUUCUGUAUGAUGGUUCAUCCUGCCGAUAUAGACGAGCUUAAACCUCCAUGUUUAGCUAUCGAACAAGUCAAAGUUACUUACCAUGGUCAUUCCUCGCAUGCUGCCGCAUCCCCUUGGAAAGGAGUCAAUGCAUUGGAUGCAGCAGUCAUGGCCUAUACGAGUAUAAGUGUAUUGCGACAGCAGAUGAAGCCCAAAUGGAGCGUUCAUGGUGUUAUCACGGAGGGAGGUGUGAAGCCAAACAUCAUUCCUGAUCGCGCACAGAUCCAAUACUACAUCCGAGCUCCGACCGACAAGGAACUUGAUGUCUUGAAAGAAAAGGUCAUAAAUUGUUUCGAAUCAGCAGCCACGGCCACAGGUGAAAUAGACAGAAGACAAUUAUGACAAUUAGCUGUAACAUUUCUGGUUAUAGAGUGCGAUUGCCUGAGGCUGUUUGCAGUGACCACAGGUAGCCCAAGCUUGCACAAUGAGCCUCCGUGAACAUGUUUGUGUCCUACAAGGGACAAAAUAAAUGCAUUUGCAGGACAACAGUUGCAAUAUUAAGCAAACAAUCUAAAAUAUUGAUAUCUAAAAACAAUUUAACUUCCCUUUCUUUGAACCCUGUGACUUUCUUAGGCUGAUGUGCGGUUCUUUAGCUCUGCUUUAAUCCCCCCGCCAUCCCUUUGCCCUCUAAAUCGUCACUUCCGGAUUCCGUCACUCACCGUGGGAAAGACUUCUUGAGAGGCCAAAGCGUGGGAAACAUACCAAGCAUACGAAACUCACUAGAUCUAAAGGAAGUAAAGUUUGUUUUUUAUUUUUAUGAAAUUAGUUCAGAUUGUUGGAUUAAGAUUGCGACCUUUCAUUCUCAUGCAAAUCCUUAAAUUUCCCUUACUGCUCGACACAAACAUAUUUACACAUUUAUGGAGGCUCAAUCUGCGUUCUUGCACUUCCUGUGAAGUGAUUGGAAGUUUUUGCCUCACUCAUUGAUUUUCCUCGUUAUUCUUUUCUAGGAUGCACGGUAUCUAUUGAAUGGGAUCCAAAACGUUACUCCAGUUUGGAUACAAAUGACACACUGGCAAAUCUCUAUCAAGCCAAUGUCAUGACCUUGGGAGUAGCGUUCAAUCCUCCAAAGAAAGAACUGAGUGGCUCUACAGAUAUGGGAAAUGUCUCCCAAGUAAUCCCGUCAAUCCACGUAAUGUACGGUAUUGGCAGCGACGCUGUGAACCAUUCUCAUGCAUUUACUUCAGCAGCAAUAACGGAGAUUGCCCACGAGAGAACUUUGAUUGCAAGCAAGGCGAUGGCCAUGACUGCUAUUGAUGUUCUAUGCAAUCCCGAAUUUAUGCAAAAAAUCAAGAAGGACUUUGAUAGAACACACAGCCUCUGA